AAUCCUUACAAGUACAAAACAAAGAAGCACGGAUCCGCCAUAUAAUUUGUUCUGUUAGGAUCCGACUACAGAAUACAAUAUGGGCAAGAAGCAUAAAAAGCACAAAUCGGAGAAACACACAUAUGAAGAGUACGUGGAGAAGCCACUGAAGCUAGUUUUGAAAGUAGCAGGAAACGAAGUGACUGAACUCUCCACUGGAAGCUCUAGCCACGACAACUUCUACGAAGACAAGGCAGAUUACGAUAAACACAAGGACAAGAAAAAGAAGAAGAAAAAAAAGUGCGAAAAGGAAAGAAACAGUCCCGUGCAAUCGGGAGAUGAGAAGAAAAGGAAAAAGAUGACUAAAAAGAAAAAAGGUCAGGAUUCCGUGGACACAGAUUGGGAUGACAGGGAGCGAAGUCACACUCCUAUUCGGUCAGAUAUGUCCCAGGACAAGCACCUCACUCCAUCCCUGGCCAAGAUGCACGAAAAAGAGCAGACUCCACUGCAGGAGGCUCUGAACCAGCUGAUCAGGCAGCUUCAGAGGAAAGACCCCAACGCUUUCUUUGCCUUUCCCGUUACCGAUUUCAUCGCCCCAGGUUACUCCCUGAUCAUCAAGCGGCCCAUGGACUUCAGCACUAUGAGGGACAAAGUAAAGAAAGAGUAUUACCAGUCGCUGGAGGAGCUGAAGGUAGAUUUUAAGAUCAUGUGUGAGAACGCUAUGAUCUACAAUAAACCCGAGACCAUUUAUUACAAAGCAGCAAAGAAGCUUCUCCACUCUGGCAUGAAAAUCUUGAGUCCGGAGAGGUUGCAGAGCCUGAGACAGAGUAUCGACUUCAUGGCUGAUGUGGAGAGCACCACCAAGAAGCAGGGAGAGGCAGAGAAGGAGGACGGUGCCAACCCAGAACAUUCCGGAGAUACGCCGGUGCCCAUGGACACCAACGAGCCGGUCCAAUCGCCCAGGAGGAUUAGCAAGGACACGCCCAGACAGGACAGGGACUCGAAGGACGAGGCUCUGAAGGCUGCCUCUCAGGCUGAGAAGGAGCUGGAGCAGAUUAAGAAGCUCAUCGAGGACUCGGGAGGGAAACUGUCCAACAGGGACGUUCUCAGUGAGCUGGAAUUUGAUCGGCGGAAGCCUGAUGGAACGACCACCUUGGGCAUCCUGAACACGGCCGACCUGAGCUCAGGAGACUCCGGGUACUGCCCCGUGAAGCUGGGCAUGAUGAUGGGCCGGCUGCAGACCGGCAUCAACACGCUGCAGGGCUUCAAAGAGGACAAGAGGAACAAAGUCACUCCGGUGUCCUACAUUAACUAUGGACCAUUCAGCACCUAUGCUCCGAUUUAUGACUCCAGCUUUGCCAACAUCAGUAAAGAAGAUUCAGACUUGAUCUACUCGUACUAUGGGGAUGAAUCCAGCCUGCAGGCUCCAGAACGGAUCUCAGAAUUCCUCAAAAAGACGGACGAGUACAUGGACACGCUGGCGGACAACAUUCUGGACGCCGUGACCAGCGGGGAGCACUCCAAGAGCCUGAAGGAGACGGAAACGGCUGAGUCCCGGGCCGGCCCGAGCGAAGAGGAGUUGGCGGAGGGAUCAGAGCCGGCGCAGGACGUGGAGAUAAUUCAGCCCGAGUCCAGCAGCAAGACCAGCCUGACCUCCCUCAGCUCUGUGAUCGGGGGUGGAUUGGACCUGGAGCCCCAGACAGAGCUCUCAGAAGAGGCCAAGCAGUUCCAGCAGAAGCUGGACCAGACCACGCUGCUGCUGAGGGAGCUGCAGGAGGUCCAGAACGAGCGCCUGAGCACCAAGCCACCGCCCAACAUCAUCUGCCUGCUGGCCCCCAGCGCCAGGGAGCUGCAGCUGGCUGAAAAGGUGACAGAAAACCUAGCAAACCUGGCCAGUCAGGUGAACCCCGGGGACGUCAGCAGCGUGUACGGAAUCCGGAAGGCCAUGGGGAUUUCCCUACCUGAGGGACUGCUGGAGGAGAGUGCUGUUGACCUUACCACAGUAACAGAAACUGUGGAGCCAGUGGACUUGGACGCCUUGCCUGAGAAUCCAGAGGAAGUUCCGGUCGUAGCAGUCUAAACGCGGCUACAUGGCUGCAGCGGGACUCUAACCACAGAAUCUGCAGAUGUUGUACAGAAGGUGUUUUUUUGAUUUAAGUUUGUAUGUGUUUUCCACAAUAAACCUCUUUUUCUAA
Messenger RNA from Conger conger (European conger), 2174 nucleotides. RefSeq names its product bromodomain containing 7 (gene brd7). Gene Ontology annotation, biological process: regulation of transcription by RNA polymerase II. The coding region runs from base 80 to 2059 and encodes 659 amino acids. The record is from RefSeq and is a predicted model, not a curated record. The transcript is spliced from 17 exons. Gene Ontology annotation, cellular component: nucleus. NCBI's taxonomy places the organism in Eukaryota, Metazoa, Chordata, Actinopteri, Anguilliformes, Congridae.